AUGGGCAAGAGAAAGGAGUCGAUCGACAGGCGCAUUCGUAAUUUUAUGGUGCAGAGGAUGGUGUUAAAAAUAAUUGGUAUUUGGCCAUCGAACGAUGAAAAUUCGUUCUUUGGCAGAUGGAUUUUCGCCGUGACGACACAAAUCGGUAUUAUCUACAUCCUGUCCAUGGAAAUCUAUCGCCAUUGCCUCGACAUCGACGACACGAUGGACGCAUUCGUCAUGGAUCUUUCCGCCGUCAUCAGCCUCGCCAAACUUUUUAUCUUGCGUUUGAAUUCGAAACACACUUGGGUCCUUAUAAAUUCGGUGGUGAAAGAUUGGUCGAGCGUUCACGAUUCCGGCCACGAAUACAUUAUGGCGGAAUACCUUAAGAAAGGACGAAUCGUCUCUCUGAUGAUACUUUAUCUGGGCUACGCUUCCGGAUUUUCUUUUAUCUUCAAAGCCUUACCUUUCGGAGAUAUUCUGCCGUUCCAGAUGUUUCAAAACUCGAGAAAUUUAUCGAUGAAUCCGGAUAUUCCUUUGAAAUUGAAUUACUUCCUGGCAUCCUAUUGCGUGUUCGGAUCGUUGCCUUUGCUCCAUCACGUUUGCGUACUAGUGUUGCAAGGAAUAUUCAUUUUCGUCAACGCGGUUGCUCAUUGCGGCAACGACGGAUUGUUCUUCAGUUUAACUAUGCACUUGUGCGGCCAAUUCGAGAUCCUCAAGACGAGCAUUGCCAAAAUCGAGUUUGUCGAUCAGAGAAAGAUCGGUCCACUCGUGAAACGACAUUGCCAACUCGCGCUACUCGUCAAUGAUUUAGAACAGACUUUCAACAUGAUCAUAUUUGUACAAUUAUUGAUGAGCGCAUUGCUGAUUUGUGUGGACGGUUUUGUGUUUUUGGUCUGCUUGAGCACAAAGGACAACAUCGGUGCAUUGAAAAGCAUGGUCCUGAUGGUAACUUUACUCAUCCAGUUAUAUCUUUACGCCUACGCUGGCGACGCUCUCGAAUCUCGAACCGGAGAAAUCGCACAAGCCGCCUUCCAUUCAUUCUGGUACCAAUCUCGAGGACGCACGGCAAGAGAUCUAAUACUGAUAAUCUGUCGUGGAAAUUCCUCUUACCAUGUGACAGCUGGUAAAUUCGUUUUCAUGAAUAUAUUCACCUUUAAAGAGAUACUGAAAAGUUCAGCCUCCUAUCUAUCCGUCUUGAGAGUAAUGAUGGACACGUGA
Molecule: messenger RNA, 1200 nt
Organism: Apis laboriosa (Himalayan honeybee)
Lineage: Eukaryota; Metazoa; Arthropoda; Insecta; Hymenoptera; Apidae
Product: odorant receptor 47a-like
Exons: 4
Coding region: 1-1200 (399 amino acids)
Biological process (GO): detection of chemical stimulus involved in sensory perception of smell; sensory perception of smell
Cellular component (GO): plasma membrane
Molecular function (GO): odorant binding; olfactory receptor activity
Source: RefSeq, a predicted model, not a curated record